AUGGAGGCGCUCGACCCAACCACCGGCCAGCCCCUCCCCGGCGACGCCAUCCAGCGCAUCCUCUUCGUCGCCAACACCGUUCACGUCUACAACAUCCCGCCUCUGGCGUCCAUGCGCGGCCACGCUGCCGCCUCCUGGACCGAAGAUCCCGCCCGGCACAUCUUCACCGCACGGCUGCGCGUUGUUGAAACGUCGUUUGAGAACGCCGACGCCGCGUCCAGCGUCAAGAUCGACCUCGUGCUCGAAGACCCGUCCACCGGCGCGCUCUUCGCCGCCUCGCCGUACAACGACCGAAGCGCCGUCGAGCCCGUCGUUGACAGCAGCCGCUUCUUCGCCGUCACGGUCAAGGAUCCGCAGGGACGGAAAGCAGUGCUGGGCAUUGGCUUCGAGGAGCGCUCCGACGCAUUCGACCUGGCCGUGUCGCUGCAAGAGGCCCGACGGAGCCUUGGGUGGGAGGUCGAGCAGAGCCACGGCGCAACAGAGACAAAGGCCAAGACGGAGACAAAGGACUACAGCUUGAAAGAGGGCGAGACCAUUACAGUAAACCUCGGCGGCACAAAGUUUGGCAGAAGGCGGCCCCCGCCAGCAGAGGAAUCUACCUCUUCCAGCUCAGCGGAUCUACAGUCGUUUGCCCUUCCACCGCCACCGGCUGCGGCACCGGGAGCUUCGUUUUCUCUGCCGCCACCACCGAAAACCUCAGAUGUCAAAGAGAAGAGAAAGUCGCUAAAGAAUUUGGGGUUUGAUGACGGGCAGUUUGGAGAGUUUGCGUAGAAGGGAGAAGGAAAAGGAAGCCGAAGAAACAAUGAGAUUAAAUGACACUGUGCAAUUGCAUAGACAAUAAAUUACAACAUAGACAGCCUUUCCAGAAUUAAUUGUUAAUAUCCACCCAGCCAAUUUGUUGAUACAAGUCCCUUGCUUUCAUUUAUGCCACUACUAGUAUUAUACCAUUAUUUCUUUCUCCUAAUGCACGAUGAAUGUGAUAUGUGAUAUGCCCAACUAGAUCUACGAAACAUUAAACUGAUAGAUGCUACAAUUUUUGUUUUCCUUUGUUAAUUUUUCCUUCUUUAAACGAGCAAUUCUGUUUGUAACUUGCUGAUGCUUUUUUUUUUGUUUUGUUUCAAGCGCCCGGCCAAACAAAGCUGAGAGUUGGAAGACUCAUGCGCUUUUCCUCAAGGCACGACGAUAGCCUUUCCCUCACGUGGGAUGGACGCAGCUGUGAAAUCUCCGUUGCAUUGUCGCUCUUCUGGUAUGUGUACUCCAGGCCAUGGUUGCACAGAUCUUCGCUCUCGGUAUCAGUCUCUGACCUUGAUUCGGUUUCCUCUUCGGUAUUGUUGGCAAUCUCGUUGGUGUCUUCUUCCUCUCCCUCUUGUACUUCAACCACUGUGUCGAGGACUCUAGGCUUGGCCAUAUCGGAUGGACAGAGCUGAAUAUGUUCUUGUGAAAUCUCAGAUCGAUUUUCAGACGGAACAAAUUUUCUUGAGCCUGCAUUGAGCGGUGUCGUGCGUGGCAUCAAGUUCUUCCUCUAUCAAGGAAUAUUGGUGGAUUAACUCGAUCGCUGUGAGUGAGUGCCUUUGAAGAGACGCCGUGAGAUAUGCUCGUUCAGAAUAAAUAUCUUCAUAUGACCGAGGUUGGAACAUGAGAUUCCAAGCCGGCGUCGCAUUUUGAGGGUUUCGUUUGCUUCUGCAGCGGGGGCUACUUCUGGUGUCUUUCUCAGCAUCAGGAGAGCUCCCUCUUGAAGUGGAUAAUGUUGACAUUGAUGAACGGGAAUCGAAUGAGUUUGCACGUCGGGAUGAUGGAGAUGAUGAUGCUGGAGAGAGAUCUCGACCAAGUCCUCGGACCGAUUUCUCGGAGAUUGUAAUUGGUUCCAUAUCCCUAGAAUGAUAGUUGAGAGAUGAAUAUUGGAUGGUGCAGCGAUACGUUGCCAGAACGGUGAUGGCAGAUUAUCCCCAGUUUAUGAGUCCUAAGCCAAGACCAAAAGCCAGUGUCUACACACCUAGAAGCAGCUGACCAUUUUCAGCCGUUGAAGCUAUUGUUCUCACGAGAGUUCAGCCAAAAGCUCAGCCCAAUGCCCAGGCCUGGAUUUAUUUGUUUCAAGACCCAAUGUUAAAUGCCGCCACCGCCGCCACCAACAUACGCCUUGAUUGUUUGCAUUGGGAUUUUUCUACGCUGCAGGGGCUUUUCUCCGGCUAUGCGGGCAAUGUCAACCAACACAGUGGCGCUUCGUGGGCCGUGCUCUGAUCGCUUCUCGUCUUCGAACGCCACUCGAACCAAGAUCACAUCCGGAUCGCUAGUUGGCAAAAUAGCAGACAACGACGCUCGACUAUCGUGGCGCAUCAUUGGCUCGGUAUGUGUAGAUUAGACUCGAAGAAGAAUGGGAUGGA
Molecule: messenger RNA, 2381 nt
Organism: Trichoderma atroviride IMI 206040
Lineage: Eukaryota; Fungi; Ascomycota; Sordariomycetes; Hypocreales; Hypocreaceae
Biological process (GO): endocytosis
Cellular component (GO): membrane; clathrin vesicle coat
Source: RefSeq, a predicted model, not a curated record